AUGAAGCUUUUAUUGCGCGCAGGAGCCUCUCCAGAUAGCAAAAAUGUUAUUGGUAAUACAGCCGUUCAUUUAGGCGCUGGAUUCAAGGGGACGCAACUGUCUAUGGAAUUGGCGGAUAUGUGCAUUCGUGCGGCCAAAACGUCAUUCUUGUAUGGCAAGGAUGUCGUUUUGGAAGGAUUGAAAAGUGCUGACAUGAAUGGCAAAAAGGGAGUUGUUGGCGGGUACGAUCCAGAUACCGACCGCAGAUCAGUUUAUGUUCCCGAGGAUCGAACGGAUGUAUCUCUCGUUGAUUUGAGCCGCCACCAAGCAGCCUUUGGCCUCUUGCCAGUCGUUCGCAUGGUUGCCGCACUCGCCCGAGCGCAAGCCAAGAAGAACCACGAUUCUUCCAAGGAAAAGGCUGGAAAUGUCUGUGCCAGCUGUCACAAACCGUUGGGAGAAAGAGGGAAUGAAGUGCUCAAGGUGCUCCGUGACCUCUUAUUGCAGCCGCGAGUGCCAAGUCGACCGUUGGAAGAAAGGAGACCAUAA
Molecule: messenger RNA, 525 nt
Organism: Cylindrotheca closterium
Lineage: Eukaryota; Bacillariophyta; Bacillariophyceae; Bacillariales; Bacillariaceae
Source: the annotation of a GenBank genome assembly